AUGCAGACGACGGACGCCGGGUUGCUCGCGGUCGCCGCCAUCGGCCUUGCCGCGACCAUGGCCUGGAUCCUCUACAUGGUCGGGUACUUUGGCCAUGCGGAGAAGAUAAUGGACAACGACGCCGGCCAAGGGCGACAGCACCGACGACAGCAGCAGCAGCUAGGCCUCGAUGGCCUGCGCCAGCGGCGGCGACAGGCGCGCAAUGACGACGAGGGUGGUUCGUCGGACGAGGAGGCGGAAGACGAGCAAGGCGAUCGCCAGCGGCCGCCUCCGACGACCCGACGCGAGAUCAGAAAGGAGCAAAAGCGACAAGAGCGCGAGCAACAACGCAAGUUUGACGAAUACCGACGCGAGGAAGCGCGCAAGCUUAACGACGCACAAGCCAACGCCUACCGCAGGAAAAUGCUCGAUGAAGCUACCCGCGAAGAGGCCGAGGCCAUGGCUGCCGCCGAGGCGGCCAACGCGCAGGCCGCACGCGACGCGACUGAGUUUGCCAAGUGGAAGGGCCACUUCUCCGUCGAAGACGCUGGGUCCGACGGCGUAGAACUGUCCGAGUCGACGCAUCUGCUCUCCGAGUUUCUCGCCUACUUGGCGACGCACAAGGUCGUGCUCAUCGAAGACCUCGCACUGCGCUUUCAGCUCUCGACGACGACGACGAUGCAGCGUCUGCAGUCGCUCCUGGACGCCGGUCGCGUCUCCGGGUUCUUCGACGACCGCGGCAAGUUCAUCGCUGUCGACGACACCGACAUGGACCACGUCGCUCGCUACAUUCGCAAGAAAGGCCGCGUGAGCGUCGCUGACGUCCUGCGCGAGUGCAAUCGGCUCUUCGCACAUUGA
Saprolegnia parasitica CBS 223.65 is the source of this 837-nucleotide messenger RNA. RefSeq lists its product as hypothetical. The record is from RefSeq and is a predicted model, not a curated record. The coding region runs from base 1 to 837 and encodes 278 amino acids. Lineage: Eukaryota; Oomycota; Saprolegniomycetes; Saprolegniales; Saprolegniaceae. The transcript is spliced from 7 exons.